ACCGUAGACAGUCCAUCAAGUCCUCCGAGAAAGAAGCGUAGAAAGGUCAACCAUGCCUGUGUCUAUUGUCGUCGAUCACACAUGACAUGCGACCUCGAACGACCAUGCGCCAGAUGCGUCAAACGCGACAUUGCCCACCUCUGCCAUGACGAACCACGAGAGCCUGCAAAAGGCAAGAAACCAGACACUGAUACUCCUCCCGCCGAAACCACUGCCAACCAAGACGAACGCCGAAGUAGCCUGAGAAUGGACCCUCCAAGCAUUCAACACUCCAAACCACUGUCGCCUACACACAUCAAGCAACAGACUCAGCCUCCACCCACUCAACAGCCCUUCUCCAUAAACGACUGGAACUUUGGCUCUACAAACCAGUUACACGACAUGAGAAAUCUACAUCCCAACUACACCUUCAAUACUUCAGAAGUCACAGACGAAUACAAUUUCCUCGGCGACUUUCUCAACAACAGUUUACUAGACGAUGGCGCAACCUACAACCUCGACGACUCGAAUCCAAUCUUCAACGAUCCUUUGCUGGCAACAGGCUCCCUCUCCACCUACGCAAACAACAUGAAUCUCUUUUCUGGAAUCCAUCAAGCUGCUCCCUCUUCAACCUCCCAACCACAACAAGACCCCCCUGCUCCGCCUGCUGCAAACGACCUCUCCCGCCCCACCGUCGACGCCAAAGCCCGCGAUAAAUUCUACAUGACCGCUGCAGAUCCAGCCGGCAAUGACACCCCCGAAGCUCGCAUGUUAAAACUGCUACAAGCAAAAUACGACGCCGGCAUGUUACGGCCCUUCAACUACGUGCGUGGCUACUCGCGUCUAAACACCUACAUGGAAUCCCACAUGCGACCACCCCUCCGUCAAAAAAUCUUGCGACAAUUGGAGAAGUUCCGUCCCAAGUUUAGAGAAGCCAUGCAUAAUUUGACGGAUAUCCAACUGAUUAGAGUGGAGAUGUGGUGGGAGUCCACACUUAUGGAAUAUGACCGCGUGUUUGCUAGUAUGGCAAUCCCAGCUUGUUGUUGGCGUCGCACAGGAGAAAUCUUUCGCGGCAACAAGGAAAUGGCGGAACUGAUUCAAGUGCCGAUGGAAGAGCUACGGGAUGGAAAAUUGGCGCUGCAUGAAAUCAUGGCCGAAGAUUCUUUAGUAUCCUACUGGGAAAAAUUCGGCGCUAUUGCUUUUGACCAGAGUCAAAAAGCCAUCUUGACGUCUUGCACGUUGAAGAAUCCUAGCGAGGAUGACGACGACGACAAGGACGACAAAGAUGGAUUGAGGAAAUGCUGUUUUUCGUUUACCAUCAGGAGGGAUAUACAUAACAUUCCUUCAGUUAUUGUGGGCAAUUUUCUGCCU
Messenger RNA from Aureobasidium melanogenum CBS 110374, 1350 nucleotides. RefSeq lists its product as uncharacterized. Lineage: Eukaryota; Fungi; Ascomycota; Dothideomycetes; Dothideales; Saccotheciaceae. The transcript is spliced from 3 exons. The record is from RefSeq and is a predicted model, not a curated record. The annotation marks the transcript as partial. Gene Ontology annotation, biological process: regulation of DNA-templated transcription. Gene Ontology annotation, molecular function: RNA polymerase II transcription regulatory region sequence-specific DNA binding; zinc ion binding; DNA-binding transcription factor activity, RNA polymerase II-specific. Gene Ontology annotation, cellular component: nucleus.